AUGAAAAUAAACAAUUUAAAAGGAGAAAAAUUAAGUAAUGUCUAUUUAUAUAAAAAUGGAGAAAUAAAAUUAAUAAAAGAAUUAGAAAAUGUUUUUAUUAAAAAUAUAUGUACAUGCAGUAAUAGCAUAAAUAUAUUAUUAAAAGAUGAAGACAAUAUAAAUAAAACAAACAAAAAUAAAUACAAUAAUACAUUAAUUCAAAUAAAUAAAGAAACAAAUGAAAAAUAUACUAAUUUGAAAAAUGGACAAAGUUAUAUAAAUAUUUCUUAUAGUAAUACUUUUAUUAACAAUUAUGUAAAUUCAGAUUUAAUUUUAUAUUCAAUUCAUGAACCACAUCAACAAAAAUUUAAAUAUGAAUUUGAAAAUGAUAAAACAAUAGAAAUAAAUACAAAAACAAAUACUCAAAUAAGUAUAAAUGAUUUAAGAAAAACACUUAUAAAAACUGGAAAAAAUAAUGUUUGGAUAUAUUGUCUAAAAAAAAAACAAGUUAAUACUAAAGAUGAAAAAGAAAAUUUAGAAUUAGAUCAUGAUAAUAAUUAUAAAAAUAAUGUAUACACAAAAUAUAUUCCUACAAAUUGCAAUAAAGUUUAUUUUUGUUGUUCUGAAUUUUAUGCAAUUGAUGAUAAAAAUAAUAUUUGUAAAUGGAAUAUAGAUAUAUCGAAUAAUACAAAUAUUAUAAAAUAUAAUUAUUUAUCAAAAUUUUUAAGUUAUAUCAAAUUUCCAGAAAAAAUUAUAGACAUAUCUUGUGGUUAUAAUCAUGCACUUUUUUUGUCCGAAAAUAAAAACUGUUAUGCAUUUGGUAGUAAUAAUAUUUAUCAAGUUUCGGAUAAAAAAACGAAAUAUUUUGAUAUUCCUCAAUUAAUAAAAAUUAACAAAAUAAAAUACAUAGCUUCUGGGCAUUCACAUAAUUUAAUUUGUACUUAUAAAAAUGAAAUAUAUGGUUGGGGAAAUAAUAUACAUAAACAGAUUUAUUUUGAAGAAGAUUUCAUCAAAACUCCAAAACUUAUUUUAAAUCAAACAAUAUGGAAUAAUAUUAACAAGCAAGCCAAAAGGGAGAAAAAAAAAUUGAAAGAAAUAAAAAAAGUAGAAAAUGGUAAGCCAAUGAAAGAAAUAAAAAACGGAAACAAGUUUGAGGUAAAAAAAUUAUGUUGCGGUUUUUCCUUUUCUUGCAUUCUUAUGAAAAAUAAAAAUUGUUAUGUUAUAGGUGUCACUGAUUUUAUGAAUAAUAAAAAUGGAAAAGAAACAAAAAUACAGACAUUUAAAAAAAUUAAUAAAAAAAAAAAAAUUGAUAAUAUUUUUUGCAAUUUUUUUGAUAUAAUACUUGUAGAUCAUCUUAAAAUUACAAAAGUAUUCCCACCUAUAAUUAAUCCAAAAUUAGACAAAAAAAUUAAUCUUUUUUUUAAUUUUAAAAUAAAAUGUAGACAUAAUUUGCAAAUUCAAUUAGCAAAUCAAUGCUUAUAUAAUUGUAAAAAUAGUAAACAAAAGAGUAAUGAAAAUAUUGAUGAAAUAGAAAAAGAAAAAAACGAAACAAAUGAAAAAAUAAAAAUCGAUUUUUAUUUUAAUUAUGAUAGUGAAAAUUAUGAAACAGACCAAAGUAAUGAUUACGAACAAAUUGGAGAAAAAAUUAAAUCAUCAUUACAAAAAUAUCCAAAAUAUGUUUGCAAUCGAAAUAACCAACAUUGCUCCCCGCUAAAAAUUGAUACAAAAAAUAGAAAUAAAAAAUUAUUAAUUAAUUUAAUUUGCUCAAAUGUAAUCCUUAAUUAUAAUAAAACAAUAUAUGUCUCAGAAUAUGAAGGCAAAAUAAAAAAUAUUGUUCCUAACAAUUUUUCCUUAAUGAAAAAUCUUAAAAUAAAAAUUAAAAUAAAUAAAGUCCCUAUACACAUAAAUUCAGAUUAUAUAUACGUUUUAUAUGAAUAUGUAAAUGAAAAUAAUCAAAAUAAAAUUUACAAGAUAAUUAAAGGAGUUAUGAAUAAAAAAAGGACACAAAUAUAUUCAAAAUUGCCAAUAUUAUUACAAAGUGAUAUUAAUUGUAAACAAAACAAUAUGCAUUUACCUACUAACAAAAAUAAUGGUGCAUAUGAAAAUGACACAUGUGAAAAUGAUACCUUUUCGGAAACAUGUUAUGAAAAAGACAACCCUAAUCACACACAUACAUUCACAAAAUGUAAUGUAUAUUAUUCAUUUGGUUUUAAUUUUUAUAAAAAUCCAUUUUCUAUGUUAUUUAUAAAACCAGAAAUAUUAAAUAUAUCACCAAAUACUAUUAAUUUACAUGAAAAUAAUAUUAUACAUAUUGAUAUGGCAUAUAUUUCAAAAUCUUUUAAAUUUAUAUAUGUAAUUUUAUAUAACACUAAUUUUAAUUUUAUACUCACAAAAGCUUACUACGAUUCAUAUACAAAUAACUAUCGCUUCACAACUCCACUAAUUUCAACUACAUUAUUCAAGCAGUCUCAUCACGAUUUCAUAAACUUCCAUGUGUUUGCUUCCUAUAACAACGCUGAAUAUAGUGAAAACGAAAUUAAAUUGACUAUUGUAAAUGUAUAA
Messenger RNA from Plasmodium berghei ANKA, 2541 nucleotides. Its product is annotated as conserved Plasmodium protein, unknown function. Gene Ontology annotation, cellular component: cytoplasm. The record is from RefSeq and is a predicted model, not a curated record. NCBI's taxonomy places the organism in Eukaryota, Apicomplexa, Aconoidasida, Haemosporida, Plasmodiidae. The transcript has 2 exons. Gene Ontology annotation, molecular function: guanyl-nucleotide exchange factor activity. The coding region runs from base 1 to 2541 and encodes 846 amino acids.